Pseudoliparis swirei is the source of this 1691-nucleotide messenger RNA. RefSeq lists its product as uncharacterized. Gene Ontology annotation, biological process: axon guidance. Bases 179 to 1591 code for a protein of 470 amino acids. The record is from RefSeq and is a predicted model, not a curated record. NCBI's taxonomy places the organism in Eukaryota, Metazoa, Chordata, Actinopteri, Perciformes, Liparidae. The transcript has 12 exons. Gene Ontology annotation, cellular component: cytoplasm; plasma membrane. Gene Ontology annotation, molecular function: guanyl-nucleotide exchange factor activity.
CAGCUCGUCCUGUCGGUGUCAACAUGGCGGAGAGAGGCAGCGGGCAGCCGCGGUAGUUUCUCCCUCUCCUAGUCCUCCUUCUCCUCUCCGGUGCACCGGAGGAGUAACUUUUACCUGUUUUUAACAGUUUGGAUUUUAAACCCUCUUCGUGUAAAAAGAGCUGCGACGCAAGGAGAAGAUGAGCCGACACGCGACAGACUUCCAGCAGUGCUUCUCCUCUUCCUCCUCCUCUUCCUCGCCGCUGCCUGCUGAUCACGUGCUCAACUCUGCAGCCGUGUUAUUCCCCGGGACGUUCGACCAGCACGGCUGCCCCCUCGUCGUGUUCCCGGCGGACCAGCAACACAAACUCUGCUCCGAGCUCCGCAAAGAGGAAGUGGCGGACUUCAUCAACUACUUCCUGUGUCUGCACAAUAAGAAGCAGGAGAAGCAGCAUUUGGGCUCCGUGGUCGCCGACCUGAGGCUCGCCUCCUCCUCCACCUCCCGCGCCGUGGCCGAGGCGCUGCUCCUGCUCGAGCGUCACAAGCGGACCCUCCACAGCGUCUACCUCGUCCAGCCCCAGAAGAAGGAGGCGGCCAGGCUGCUGCUGAAGCUCCUCGCGCCCUUAAAGGCCCUCAAAAAAGUUCUCCUGAGAGAAAUCCCGGAGCUCUCGAACCACGUGGACCGCAGCCAGCUGCCCGCGGCGCUGGGCGGGUACCUGGUGUACUGCCACCGCAGCUGGGUGGCCUUCAUCAAGGAGAUCGACUGGUUCCUGCAGGACUUCCUGUCCGUGGUGCAGCGGCUGCCCUCCACCAUCUCCACCCUGCAGGCCCUGUCCAGGCUGACUCCGCCCACCGCCUUCGGAGAGCUCCGCCUCUUCUGCGCCGCCAACGAAGCCGAGUUCCAGCAGCUCCGGAGGGAGCUGGGGCUGGACGCUCUGCUGACGCACUGCGAGAGCAUCGUGAAGAAGUUGCGUUACCCGGAGACGGAGCCGAGCUACCGGGCGAUGGCCGGCACGCUGCUCUUCUCCCGCACCGCCACCGACAUGCUGCAGAACCGCAGCCGGAUCUUUGCUGCCGUGGAGAAGGUGGAGCUGCUGUGGCAGCAGGCCUUUUUAAAGGCCCGCCUCCAGUUACAGGUGUUCCAGCUGCGAGAGGAAGCUCUGCAGAUCGCAGAGCAGAUCAAAACUCUCCUUCAAGAGAAACUCCAGCCUUACAAAAUAGAGAUUGCCAAAGAUGCUGCGACGGCGGCGGCGUUGGUGUCUGAGUUCGAGGCGUCCAUUCACACGCCUGCCAUGGCGCUCAUUCUCUGUGCUGAAGACGUGACCCACACGGUAGUGGAGAUCCUGCUGCAUGAGGGCCAGACCCGGGAGCGCUGGCUUCUGGAUGUGGAGCGGCUGAAGGAGAAGCUCCGCUCCGCCGUGAACUUCAUCCUCCAGACGCUCAAGGCGUUUCCAGCUACCACCGUCAUUACAACAGGGCCAACAGCUGGUACCGCGUGGUCCUCUGUGAGAACGUCCUCCAGGUGCUGCUGUCCGGGGUCGACGGAGACGGCGCCCGGAGGAGGAACUGGGGCGCCAUACCCACGUGGAGGUACAAGACGUCCACGUUCCUGAAGAAGAGUCCGCCUCCGGAUUCGGAGCAGCUGGUCCACCUGGCACAUCUGGCCAAGGCCAUCCCCGACGACGAGGUCCAGGAGGCGGGCAAGAGGAUGUC